This is a messenger RNA of Seriola dumerili (greater amberjack), 972 nucleotides long. RefSeq names its product hepatitis A virus cellular receptor 1 homolog. The coding region runs from base 56 to 691 and encodes 211 amino acids. Lineage: Eukaryota; Metazoa; Chordata; Actinopteri; Carangiformes; Carangidae. The record is from RefSeq and is a predicted model, not a curated record. The transcript is spliced from 5 exons.
UUGUGAGUCAGUGUGUGAGUGCUGGCUGAGUCCGUUUGUCAGUUGACUGUUGACCAUGACUGUGGUGCUGCUGCUCGUUCUCCUCACAGUCGCUCACAGUGACAGCAGGGGGGUCGAAGGUCGAGCAGGUGAGAGCGUCACUCUGACAUGUAAAUAUGACGCUCAGAAACAUGGCCGACUGUCAGCUUGCUGGAGUCGAGGAGAUAUAUCAAACUCAGGCUGCAACAACCAGAUCAUCAGCACAGAUGGACCAAUGGUUUCCAGCAGGUAUCAGUUACUGGGACGACUGGAUGAAGGAGACGUUUCCAUGACGAUACUGAACCUCACAGAGACAGAUGCUGGACGAUAUGGAUGCAGAGUGGAGAUACCUGGGUGGUUCAAUGAUGAAAAACAUCACUUUGAUCUGACAUUUGACGCAGCUCCCAUCACAACAACCAUCACAGGACAGAGAGGAAGUGAUGUCACCACAUGGAGAGGAAGUGAUGUCACACCCACAGAGUCCACGGUGAUGCUGGACCAGGAGGUAAACAGUCUGCAGAUGUUUGUUGGAAACACAGUGAGAUUGUCCUUCAUCAUCUUCAUCUCUGCACUGCUGCUGACUGCUGCUUACAGAGUGUGGAGAUCAAACCAGAGACCAGAGACUGACAGGAGGCUGGACCAAUCAGAGAGGGAGGAGGUCACCUCUGUGUAGACACACAGAACAGAUAUAAAUAUUAUAUAUAAUUAUUAUCAGGCUCAAUGUGGAGGUCCAAUCUGUGGAGAAAGAUGUUUAGUUUAUUGAUCACUGAUUAUCAGAAAGUGUGUGUGUGUCUCGUCAUGACUGAAUAUAUGAUAUUAGAUCACAGCAGUGAAGACACAUUAAUAUAGGUUAAUUAUCUUUCUCAUAAUGUCUAAUUCUAGUUUUUUCAUUUACAUAAAGUUUCAAUCAUCUGUAAUUAAGUCUUAAUUCUCUAAAGUUUAUUUUUCACAGUA